Myzus persicae (green peach aphid) is the source of this 880-nucleotide messenger RNA. It is a transcript of the gene mRpL11, whose product is annotated as 39S ribosomal protein L11, mitochondrial. NCBI's taxonomy places the organism in Eukaryota, Metazoa, Arthropoda, Insecta, Hemiptera, Aphididae. Gene Ontology annotation, cellular component: ribosome; mitochondrial large ribosomal subunit. Bases 231 to 821 code for a protein of 196 amino acids. Gene Ontology annotation, biological process: translation. The record is from RefSeq and is a predicted model, not a curated record. The transcript has a single exon. Gene Ontology annotation, molecular function: structural constituent of ribosome; large ribosomal subunit rRNA binding.
GUUUGAUAAGCACUUGUCCGAAAAGUGAAGACUAAGAUUACAGAUACCACUAUUUAAUAUUUGGGGUUUCAUAUUUUCGUAUUCGUAUUUCGUAAUUCUUUUUAUAUUUUCGAAAUCAACUAUAUUAAUUUAAAGUCUAAACAGUUUGUAUUCCAGACGAAAAAAUACCCACUGACCAGUCUAGUGUCGAGUACCAACGGGUGGAGGCCAACCGUUUUAACUUUUAAACCAUGUCGAAGUACAACGCCAGUAAGUUGCGGCAAAUGAAACAAGGCGUUGAGAAAGUACAACACGGUAAGUUGCGGACAAACAUACCGGCCGGCAUGGCUACACCAGGCCCUCCUCUUGGCCCCAUGUUGGGCUGCAGGGGCAUCAACAUUACAGCGUUCUGCAAGGAUUUCAACGAGAAGACCAAAGACAUAAAAGAAGGCAUACCCCUGCCGACCCGGGUGCACGUCAAUCCGGACCGCAGCUAUCAGAUAUCGAUUACAAAACCUCCGUCCAUGUACUACCUGAAACAAGCCGCGGGCAUACAGAAAGGAGCCAUGAACCCCCUUAAGGAGACGGCCGGAAUGGUUACGCUAAAACACGUGUAUGAAAUAGCGUUGAUUAAACAGACUGACGAGAACCUAGAGUUCAGAAAUCUAGAAGAGAUAUGCAACAUGUUGAUUUCUACUGCCAGGUCAUUAGGCAUCAAAGUAGUCAAGGAUUUGAACCCAGAGGAAUAUCAGCAAUUCUUAGAAGAACGAAAGAUUGUGUUGGAAGAACGAAGACGAGAAUUGCAAGAACUAAAAGAAGCAAAAAUGUUAAGAACAGCAUAAAUAAAUAGUUAAUCAUCAUUGUUAGAAGUAUGUAUCAAUAAAAAAUAGUUUUAUAUAAA